AUGGCUGCUGGCGUGAUCGCCAUUCUCCUCACAGGCGCCGUUGCCCAGGCCCUUCCGGACGGUGCACCCACGUUGCCGCAACAGGCUCAGAUCAUUGACCAAUUGAGCCAGAAUGUGCUGGAAGAAGUCUUACCUCCUUACGAGGCCAAUGCAUCGACGGAAUUCUUGUGGCGUGGCGUCAAUUCCUCGUCACUCAAGGAGAGACCCUUUCACAUCUACAGCUCGGAGUUCUACGAGGUGAUUGGCAGUGAUCCGUCGCUCACCCUCAUUGCGACCUCAGAGUCCGACCCCAUCUUCCACGAGGCAGUCACUUGGAACCCAACAACUGACGAAAUGUUCUUCGUCCAAAAUGCGGGAGAUCCAGACGCAGGCACCGGCUUGAAAAAGUCUUCUAUCAUACAGAAGAUCUCCCUUCUGGAUGCCGAAGAACUGAGGAACGGGACUUUCGGUGCUACAGCAGUGCCAGUGCAUACAGUGCCAUCGACCCCACAAGUGAUCAACCCGAAUGGCGGCACCAACUACAAGGGUAACCUGGUCUUUGCGGGCUCAGGCCAAGGAGACCGUCUUGCAUCAGCGCUCUAUCUGAUGAAUCCUGUCGAACCAUACAACACUACAGUUUUGGUCAACAACUUCUUUGGCAGAGCUUUCAACUCACUCAAUGACGUCGCUGUCAAUCCCCGUAAUCUAAACAUUUACUUCACCGACACCCUUUACGGAUAUCUUCAGAAUUUCCGGCCGACGCCCGGCCUGAGGAAUCAAGUUUAUCGACUCGAUCCUUCCACAGGUUCACUGUCAGUUGUGGCUGAUGGGUUUACUUUGCCAAAUGGGAUCACGUUUUCACCCAACGGCGAAUACGCCUACGUCACAGACACCGGCAUGGCUCAUGCGUUCUUUGGCGAGAAUUUGACAGAUCCUUCGACAAUAGCGUGA
Messenger RNA from Colletotrichum chrysophilum, 930 nucleotides. RefSeq lists its product as uncharacterized. Bases 1 to 930 code for a protein of 309 amino acids. The transcript is spliced from 7 exons. The record is from RefSeq and is a predicted model, not a curated record. NCBI's taxonomy places the organism in Eukaryota, Fungi, Ascomycota, Sordariomycetes, Glomerellales, Glomerellaceae.